Messenger RNA from Drosophila erecta, 629 nucleotides. RefSeq names its product U3 small nucleolar ribonucleoprotein protein IMP3. Gene Ontology annotation, cellular component: small ribosomal subunit; small-subunit processome; Mpp10 complex. Gene Ontology annotation, molecular function: snoRNA binding; rRNA binding; structural constituent of ribosome. The record is from RefSeq and is a predicted model, not a curated record. The transcript has 3 exons. NCBI's taxonomy places the organism in Eukaryota, Metazoa, Arthropoda, Insecta, Diptera, Drosophilidae. Gene Ontology annotation, biological process: rRNA processing. The coding region runs from base 15 to 560 and encodes 181 amino acids.
GAACAUAAAUAAAAAUGGUUCGUAAACUCAAAUUUCAUGAGCAGAAGCUGCUCAAGAAGGUGGACUUCAUCACUUGGAAGGUGGACAACAGCGGCAAGGAAAACAAAGUUCUAAGGCGCUUUCACAUUCAGAAAAGGGAGGACUACACCAAAUACAACAAGUUGUCCAGGGAGAUACGGGAACUGGCAGAGAGGAUAGCCAAGCUGGAUGCUUCAGAACCUUUCAAGGCGGAGGCCACUACCAUGCUCCUAAACAAGCUGCAUGCCAUGGGAGUUUCCAACGAUCAGCUAACUUUGGAAACGGCUGCCAAAAUAUCCGCCAGUCAUUUUUGCAGAAGGCGUUUACCCGUGAUCAUGGUGAAACUGCGAAUGUCGGAGCACCUGAAAGCCGCCACAGACCUCAUAGAGCACGGUCAUGUGAGAGUGGGUCCGGAAAUGGUUAAGGAUCCCGCUUUUCUGGUCUCCAGAAACCUCGAGGACUUUGUCACCUGGGUGGAUGGCUCCAAGAUCAAGGAGCAUGUACUCCGCUACAAUGACAUGCGGGACGACUUCCAAAUGUAGAGGACUUCCAUUAAGUAGAGUAAUUAAAACGUAACUUUCAAUAAAACCAACUAAGACUUUGUUAAAUAA